ACGGUUAAUAAAAGAUAACGCUUGUACCGAAGACAAGUCAGUAGUCACCCCGACCGCUUCUCGACCGCCGAUCGAGUUUGUUCGAUUGAGUUCGUCGGUCCUAAAAGCGUUCGAACCAAAGAUAAAUGCGACACAAAGUCAACUCCUUUACAUCUUUCAUCUUUUCCGUUUGAUCUUCCUAACAUCCGCUUCGACGAAUAUCAAGAUUAGAUUGUGCGAUACCACAAGUUUGGAUCAUAUUGGAAGAGAACGCCAUGAUCCAAUUCACUACUGGAACAAACUUCGACGAGCGUCAUUGACUCAUCGAGUUUACGCUUUCUGAGAGUGGCUUUAAAAAAGUUGGUUUGUAAACUGAUCCGAGGGAAUACAACGAGUACGAGAGAAGAUAUGCCAUCAUUUCUUCCUAGAUAAAGGAUGUCACGACGACGGCGACGAGGACGAGGGCGUCGAUGAUGAAAACUAGUCUUGAUAAACAGGAGGCGAAUUAAAUGAAAAAUCGAUUCCAUAGCCCGAGAAAUGAAUAUCGCGACGUUCGUGCCUAAAUGUUUAGGAUCACCGGCAAUUUCUUCAAGUUGAUUUCAAGUCGUGCGUCUCCUAGAAGGGAAAAUAUUCACUUAUAGUAAUUUCGAUGGGACGAACGAUGCGUAAUGACGAGCGGCGGUGGCGGCGACGACGGCGUGACUACUAAAUUCAAUUCGGAUUGGGUAAGAAUGGUUGAGCUGCAUGCGGCAGCUGGUGCCAGGAUGACUGAGAGUUUAGACAGAGCCAGAUCGUCAAAUCGUCUACACUAUGCCAUCUUGACGAUCCUGGACACGAUAUUCUCCGCGCUCGUAGCUGCGCCGGCGGUAGUCGGUUAUUGGCGCGGCACUUGGGAGCUCAGCGAUUUCUACGUCUAUCCGGACGAGCCGGUGUUGAGCAGUUUCGCGUCGAUCACGAUCGGUUUCACCGGCCUCUUUGCCUUUAGCGUGUUACAGCACGGUCUGGAUGACGUUCUGCAUCCGGAUAAGCAUCGGCUGUCCUAUUAUCUCGGCUCGCGAUUUUACACCGGCGUUUUCGGCUUCUGCUGCGUAAACGCCUGGCGUGGUGCCUGGAAGGCCUUGGACAUCUAUACAGAGCUGACGCCUGGCACCGUCUCCGCUACGACCAUCGUUAGUCUUCUCGCGCUUGGUAUUAUGCGCGCUGUCCGCAACGUAUCCGCGCCACCCUUCUCCCUCGUUCUCGACUCGUGUCCGGGUUACUUUCAAGUGCAGACUAUGUUUCGCGUUAACAAUACGAGGGACUGGUCGCUGUACUUACUGGAUUGCGCCUUCAGUGUCGGUGUCGUGGGCACGUUGGUUGUCUUCGUUUGGAGAGGAGUUUGGAUCUUGUUCGACAUAUACCUGUUUCCAGAAAAUGCCGAGUAUUCUGCCAUUGGUUCACUGGCUAUCGGGUAUUUUAUAGUGGCCGUGACGUUUUGUCUACAACCGUUGAUGCGAUAUAUCUGCGCGCGUCUUCAGGGUCUUAUUCGCUUGAUGGUUGCGGAUGCCUUUUUGUUUUUGAGUUUUUUGGGGACCGUGAACGUCUGGCGCGGUAUAUGGAACGCGCUCGAUCUGUGGCUGCUGCCGGACAAUCUGGAAUUGUCUUGCUGGAUCACUCACGUUGGCUGUUUUGUUUUUCUGGUCCUUCUUAAUUGUAGCAAUACCAUUCUAGUUCGUGGCGUUUAUAUUGAUGCCGAAGAAGAGAAAGGACAGUGUGUCGUGUUUCCAUGUCACUACCUUCGAUUAUUCUUUAAGAUCGAACGCGAAAAGAAGCAAGCACGACGGCAGAAACUGUUGGUAGCCUCCCAAGAUUUCAUCGGUCAUACCGAUGUAAAUGAGAAGGAUGGUGAAAAUGGGACCCUUUUACCAAAUAAUACCACGACAGUGUCGAUUAUAUCUGCGAAUGUGGAUUCUCUUGCAUAGAUACGAUACGAGAAAUCAAUUUUGAUUUAUAUAAAUGCGAAUAUCCAUGUGAGAAAGAAAGAGAAAUAAGUCAAUAUGUCGGAUGAAAAAAUCAUGCGCGAUCGAGAAAUCUUUUUCGACAAGACGAAUUUUUCGAGAUCGAACGAUUCUUGGCCAAUCUGUAAGUUUACGAUCUCUUCUGGAACGUGCCUGGUAAUAGCAAUCGAAACUGAAAUCGGGAUUUAUGAGACUAUGACGAGCGCCACUCGAUCGCGCUAUUUUAUGGUAAGUCUCGUAUCGCGCUCUUGAAUUUCUUUAUUAAACGUUUCAGUAUUAAAAAUCAAUAUGUUUUAUUACAAAAUAGAUAUAUCGUUAGAUUUCUGUAGAGGCUUUUGUUUUUCACGCUAGGAAAAAUCAAGGUUCGCGUAAUUCGAGUGGCGCAGUCGAUAGCGAAAGAUGAAGGAUUUAAAGAUUAAAUCCAGUCUUUGCGUUUAGGGGAAGGAGAAAUUGAAUAGCGCAUACUUAAUAUAUGGAAAAUCAAGGUGCUACUUUGCGCGAUUAGCACGUCGAUUAUCGAUUUAAGAAUAGUUAUAAAACAUACAUUUCCGAUAACACAGAGCGAUAACACAUAGAGCAAAGAGAAAAAUACGGUUGGGGAAGAUGUAUGGCUGUGAAUGAACGUAUCAAGUGAAUGAUAUGUUUGCGACAAGAUUGUGUACGUGAUCACAAAUAAAACAUUAUUGCGAACUUUGCAAUGCAAAACAGUAAUAUACGAUACAUAAGUAAUUGACAUUUAUGAGCUAUUGAGGUAAUGAAAGUUAAGAAUUUGUAGAAAUUAAUGCUGCCGUUGAGUGUUUUAUCCAUAAAAUUUAUUUGUAUAGUUGAUUCUAUCCAGUCUAACGCGCGUAUACUGUACAUAUACACGAGAGUGUGUACGUAUGUAUGCAUAUAUGUACAUAUCUAUAUCUCUAUAGAAAAUAGAGAGAAAAUGACGGGGUGGAGGAGGAAAUGGGAACUUGUCGAAUAAAUAAGUAUUAAUAAUUGUUGCUCGUA
Monomorium pharaonis (pharaoh ant) is the source of this 2972-nucleotide messenger RNA. RefSeq lists its product as uncharacterized. Bases 648 to 1940 code for a protein of 430 amino acids. The record is from RefSeq and is a predicted model, not a curated record. Gene Ontology annotation, biological process: neuromuscular synaptic transmission; neuron-neuron synaptic transmission; clustering of voltage-gated calcium channels. The transcript has 4 exons. Lineage: Eukaryota; Metazoa; Arthropoda; Insecta; Hymenoptera; Formicidae. Gene Ontology annotation, cellular component: presynaptic membrane.